Messenger RNA from Aspergillus caelatus, 1989 nucleotides. Its product is annotated as ankyrin repeat-containing domain protein. Bases 130 to 1758 code for a protein of 542 amino acids. The record is from RefSeq and is a predicted model, not a curated record. Lineage: Eukaryota; Fungi; Ascomycota; Eurotiomycetes; Eurotiales; Aspergillaceae. The transcript has a single exon. Gene Ontology annotation, molecular function: protein binding.
GAAAAUCUAUCAUGUGCAGGAAGUUUAUCUACUGCUAUAUCGGCGGCCGCCAAGGUCAUAAAGAAGCUCCCAGGCGGCCAAAGCCUCGGCGAGUCGAUCGAGUCGGUCAGUGCUGAUGAUAACAUUGUCAUGAAGGGCAACCUGCCAAUCAUGAUUCCUUUCUCUCGCAGAACAAGCGCGGAAUGGUACCGCCUCGAUAAAGACCUUCGUGGGGUUUGCGGUGACAAGAGCGCGUUUGUGUUGGUUGUCAGCAUCCUUUGUUUGGAGUAUUCUUCCUUGCCUUCGCGGAUACUCCGUGGCUGGCUUGCUCAUUCCGCGGAAGAUGGAGUGCAAAUAGACUCUUCUGUCAGUGAGCCGCCGAAUCCCCUCAAGCCGCUGGAUCAACUGCCAUCAGCAAUUGUAAACUUAACGGUCAAUACGGUCACGUUUCCAGCAGAAGAAUUUGCUGACGGUCGGAUUGAACCUGAGAUGUCAUACUUUUUCGAUUUCCAAGCAGUUUUACCCAGCAUCAUUGAAUCUAACUACAGGCAACGGAGGGUUGAGGUGCCAUUCACACUGUGUGUCAUUGCCUUCGCUCAAGCCAAGUUGCGAGAAGCCAUGUUCAAGAUGCUUCUGCCCGCUUCUGACCUGCGCCGCGCUCUGGGCAGCGUUCAGUACGAUGAGUUCCACUUCGCAGACAGUACACGGGGUGUAAACAUGACAGAUCGGGAAAUUGUUGACUCAAGGACACCAACAGCCUCACAACAAACUGACGACGAUAGUGACGAUAGUGACGAUGACAACGAUGACAACGAGAAUAAUGACGACAACGACGAUAACAGCAAAAACGACGAUAAUGGCAAAAGUGACGAAAGCAGCGGACUGUCGUUAUACACAGCCUCCUUGAACGGCCAUGCCAGAGUAGUUAAACUCUUACUUGAGAAUGAUGCAGACGUGGGCGCUGCAGACGGGAGUCGACUGACAGCAUUACAUGUGUCUUCUCAAAAAGGCCACAUAGAUGUGGUUAAGCUGCUGAUUGACAGCGGAGCUGAAACUAACUGCACAAGCUCAUAUGGAUCGACGCCACUAAACAUGGCCUCAGGCCGUGGGCAUGUCGAGGUGGCGCAGCUGCUCCUGGACAAUGGAGCUGACAUAACGACUGCAAACAAUGAAGGAUGGACACCAUUAAUCUCUGCCUCACAUGAAGGACAUGAUGGAGUGGUAAAGCUGCUUCUCGACAAUCCAAAAAUUGACAUCAAUGCUGAAGAUAACAUUGGUCGCACGCCACUCUUCCAUGCUGCCGCGUUUGGACAUGGCGAAGUGGUGCAACUACUGCUUUCCCAUAAGCUCGUGGUGAAUUCUAAAGACCGUUACAACACAACACCGCUGUUUGCGGCGGCAAGAAACGGGCACGAGAAUGCUGUAGAGCGUUUGCUUGCUUUCGAAGACGUCGACAUCAACGCCAAGGACGGCUUGGGUCGGACCUUAGAUUGGUGGGCAAUAAAGAGCGGGAACACUGGAGUCAUUGAGCUAGUACUCCAGUACGCUGAGAAAAGGGGCACUCAAAUCCGUCACACGGACCUCAGUGUGAAAGGCAGCCCAGUCAAGUCCGGUAAGCUGUCAAGGUACUGUGAUGUUUGCACUCGACGGAUUUCGGAUGGCAGCGCUUAUUACCAUUGCACAAUUUGCAAUAGUGACGAUUUUGAUAUCUGUUUGGAGUGCUCUGGGACUGGUGUUCAAUGUCUGGACAGUUCUCAUAAAUGGGUACUGCGUGAAUGAGUUAUUACUAGUACUUACUAGCCAUCACCCCGAUGCAUGGAGACAGUUGCAUCAUUGAAUUCCAUACGGAGCCUCCCAGUCGUAAAGUUCAGGCUGUCUCUCAGAUCUGUGCUUCGAACAUGAUCAUAAUAAUGUGCCAGCUUGGUGCUUGUUUCCACAAGUAGCGAGAAACCAAAAAUUGUCGCAGGAAAUGCAGUCUUUCGUGAUUGCCCGGCUGUUCACGAAGACAUG